Thelazia callipaeda (thelaziosis nematode) is the source of this 1137-nucleotide messenger RNA. NCBI's taxonomy places the organism in Eukaryota, Metazoa, Nematoda, Chromadorea, Rhabditida, Thelaziidae. The record is from the annotation of a GenBank genome assembly.
AUGGUUUGCCAGCCGUCAUCUUUAAUAGUAGCUCGUAAGCAUUGUCAGCCUCUUCUUACAAGUAAAGCUAUACGAUAUCUAACAUAUGGCAGUACUACCGGUUUCAAUGGUGAAAGCUCAAAUUUAGGUGUUAAUGAGUCUGAAAAUAACAAUUUUGGUGAACACACCAUGUCUCGCCACUUUAUUCCGUUAUUAUCUGCUACUCCUAUAACAAGUAAGCAUCUGACUACAAGAUGGAAUAUCUGGCGGGUAUCGUCAUCUAAUAAUCGUUGUGCCGAGUGUGGUAAACCACUCAAAAAUAUACCUUCCACUACACCAAAUUCACGUUAUAUGAUUUGUGAAAACUGUAGACGGUUAUUCAGCUGUGGUUCAUCGGAUGAUGAUGAUGAGAAAGGAAAUAUUUUAAAAACAAAUGAAUCAGACAAAAAGCCUCCGUACCCCAAAGAGAUUUAUAACUUUUUGGACAAGUACAUAAUUGGUCAAGAACAAGCUAAAAAAACUCUCGCAGUUGGAGUUUAUCAGCACUAUCGACGUCUUUACCAUAAUAUUGAAAAUAAUCUUGGGACACCGGCUGUAAAUGCUGUAGAUGGAAAUCAAUCUCGUUCAGCUACAGUCCCAUCUGGUGUUUUGUAUCAGGAAGAUUAUAAUAGAACAGGUCGAUCUGACAUUCGUUUUUUCGCCGAGCCACCAGCUCCUCAGCAGCAGCAACGUGUAUUUUCACCGGUAUUUCGACAGCUCCCAGAAAAAGAUGGCACUAUUCGCUUAGAAAAAUCUAACAUAUUGCUGCUUGGUCCUUCUGGUGUUGGUAAAACUUUUAUCACUCAAACAUUAGCUCGCAUUUUGGAUGUCCCCAUUGCACUGUGUGACUGUACAUCCAUGACUCAAGCUGGUUAUGUUGGUGAAGAUGUGGAAAGUGUUGUGCAGAAACUUGUACAAAAUGCGGGAGGUAAUGUUGAAAAAGCACAGCAAGGGAUAGUUUUUUUGGACGAAAUCGACAAAAUAGCUGCUACGCAAAGUGUUCAGUCACAUGCGUUUAGAGAUGUUAGUGGUGAAGGUGUUCAACACGCGCUGCUUAAACUUGUAGAAGGUCAACUGUUUUUAGUAUUGAGUAUUUUUUUCAAUGUACGGAUUAAGUAA